Molecule: messenger RNA, 1603 nt
Organism: Pseudo-nitzschia multistriata
Lineage: Eukaryota; Bacillariophyta; Bacillariophyceae; Bacillariales; Bacillariaceae
Source: the annotation of a GenBank genome assembly
GAUGUUUUUAUUUACGCGUGCGCGUGGGUUCCGGAGGGCCCAGUCAAAGAGCAAUACAGUAUUAGAAGAAGGAAAGACAAGGCUACCAUAACUCGGGCUAACAGCAGUUCGGAACAACUGCGCUUAGCGGAACGUCGCUCCACUCGCAAGCACGAAACAAACGCGUCGAUCGAAACGAGCGGUUGCUCCAUUGGGUACCGUGCGCGAGCAAACGCUCCCAGAUUCGAUUUGAUUCCAACAAAUGACUCCCCACAGGCAAGCAAUCGGCGAAGAGCAUCCUCCUGGUGGUAUCGUGGAAGGUCGAAAGGGAUUCGAAAACUUUCUGCGGGGACAAGAAUGAAUCAACUCCGCAAACCGCCCCAAUGAAUCGGAUGGUGAUACGAUGGAGGAAACUGCAUCUAUUCAGGACAAAAAAAUAUUACGACACAGAGGCCUUGUCACGAUUAGACACGAUCCACGAUCCCUACGAUAGAGUCAAAGCAAAUCCAGGAAUAUUUGUUCGCUUCUUUUCCGCAAUUCGAUCUCCAUGACAUGGCACCACACCGUGGCUAGUCUCGCUGGUUGUCCAAUGCCUUUGCCGUCCUUUCGGAAUCCAUCUACUUGGUAGAAACGAAAUCGAUGAAACUGUUCCGGCCUCGCAAAACAAGCCGGUCAACCUCCAGCUCUUGCGGCCGUCUCGGAGGUCUUCUUGUCCCACUCAAAAUGUUCUUGGCUGUUGCUGGAGGAAUCGGGAACCUUGCGGCAUGCUUGACGCCACCACCCCGAACAACAAUUUCGUCGGAAGCCAUUCCUCCAACUGGCAUCGAAUUCGGAUCAAAUCUCGUCGGUCACGAAGAAACCCACGGGUGUCGUCCCAAUUCGACGGACGGGCAUAGACGCACGCAACAACCACGGGUUGGUCGGAAACGACCUUUUGGGAAGCCUUUCGACCCCCAUCUUUGCCGGGAACCUUUCCUUUCGCCCGAAGGCGCCCCAAGCGAUGCCAUCGUUCGGACGGUCCCCAGCGGCUCCGUCCAGAGCGACGGGGUUGUAGGCCACGGACGGUUCUCCUUCCAAAAAAUCUUCACCGACAAGACAGCCCAAUCGGAGCCGCACCUCGGUGUGAUCCCGAGACGCGAUCGGUCCGUGCCACUGCUUCCGACAGGCAACCCCUUCGUCGUAUCCAACCGAUCCCGAUCGCUCGACAAAGGACUAUUUUACCGGUAGAACCCCAUUGUCAAAUAAUACGAAAAUGCCGACGAUCAGUGCUUUGGUUGCGAGCGAAAAGCAUUCGCAACGGAAAUCACGACUUUGCAAUCCGAUCGUUUCAAAUCACUAUUCGCAAUCAAAAAUUUCAGAUAUGCAUAACUAAGAAUUUACUAAAUAGGGUCUCCUAUGGUAGAUAGCGUAUCUCGUAGUGGACUCCAGUCCGAAAGGCAGGCGGGCUUGAAACAACACACCACGGGACACCUUUCCACAUUAUCAACAGGACCCGCACUAAGGUAGAAAGAAUAUGUAAUAAUGGACACCCACCCGCACGCUAAGGCAAGUGGGUCUUGCAGUACACGAUGAAGGCACCUGUCCACAAAGACAGGAACCUCCGAAACAAAUAACAUCUUAAACA